UCAGCAGGCUUUCUGGGGGAGUCUGGCGCAGUGGCCAUGCAGUGCAUGAGUGUGGUGGGUUUGAAACCAGCGGAAGCUCUUGCAGUGCUUCGGCAUGAAGGACCCUCAUCACUGUUGGAACGAACAGGACUAUCUGAAGCCUCUCAGCGAGGGGAGGGAGCUUCAGAUCAUCCAAGGAUUACCCACACAUCCCACAUGGGAGGUCUGCAGGGUGAUGUGUGUGACUGGUUACUACAAUGUCCAGCAGGCUACAAGUGUGUGAUUCAGCCUGGCACCACAAACUAUAGCUGUUCUUCAGUCUGCCACUUCGACUACUGCCACCACCAAGGAAUCUGUACUCACCACCCGGGACAACUUCCAGUUUGCCGCUGCCUCGUAGGAGUGGACUUCUGGUACAUGGGUCAGAGGUGUGAUCUGAGGAUGACUCGAGCGCGUCUCGUGGGCGCAUGUCUUGCCAUCUUACUCGUCAUGGUGACGAUGAUUGGUAUUCUGGCUCUCGUUGCAGUGCGGCGCUACAGAGCCAUUCUGAUCCAGGCCAAAGUGGAUCAGACUCGGAGCAGCUAUCGCAGGUUCAACCAUUUUGACGAGCUUUCAGGGCGGUUCUGGUUGCGCUCGUGGGCCGGAUCAGCUGACUCACUGGAUAAUCCCGCUUUCACACGCUCCAAUGAGCUGCUGCACCUGCGGGCGCUCGACCGCCCCUGCUGUUACCACGACGACACGCUGUCCCUGGCCUCCACCUCUGCCAGCCAUGGGACACGCAUCAAUACAAUCUACCCGCACAGCUCUCAGUAUGGUUGGAGAGGAAGUGAGAUGAGCAUGGGGGAUGGGGUGUUGGACUCGGGUAAGGCCAGUGACCUCUCUGUGUGUAGCUGGCCUGUGGAGCCCAUCCAGUGGACUCCAUUCCCACUUCUACAGCAGCUGGCCUCCCACAGGACGCCUGCAGUGAGAGUGUCGAGGCCGCGGUCCUACUGUGAGGGCAUGGAGCUGGUGGACCUGGGGAAGAGCUGGACUGCUUGACAGCAUAAAGAAGAAACAACUCAAAUGUUGACACUGGUAUUUUGCAGCUCAUUCUUGCAUAUUAGGUCUUAAAUGUUGUAAAGUUUCUUGUUGUGUUGAGAAAAACGUUCAAAAAUAAUAAGUGUAUAUGUGUAUAUAAGUGUAUAUUUCGUCAAAUUGUUACCUGCUAAAUGUUUACUACCAGUUUGAAGCUGCAAAAUGUUUCCUAUAUGCAAACUCUGAUAAGAUUUAGAAUAUCCUGAAAAGAUGGAAAAACAAAGAUGCUGUCUAAUUGUCUAUGGUGCAGAGUCUUAUAUAAUGCUUUAAUAAACACAAAUCUUACUCAGGGCAACAAUAAAUGUGUUAUUUGUUUUUUUGGCAGUUAAA
Molecule: messenger RNA, 1383 nt
Organism: Notothenia coriiceps (black rockcod)
Lineage: Eukaryota; Metazoa; Chordata; Actinopteri; Perciformes; Nototheniidae
Exons: 7
Coding region: 37-1017 (326 amino acids)
Source: RefSeq, a predicted model, not a curated record